AUGCCGUUCAAGCUCGACCCCGAGAUCGAGGCUAUCCUCGCGCCUAUAAUAAAGGCCAAAGGCAACAUACCAGCCCCAGCAAUAGGGGACAUUGACGCACGACGUGUCACUUUCUAUAACAUGUUGGGUGCUUUCAAUAGCGGUCAUCCAGUGCCUGAAGAUGUGGUGAUGCAGGACUACUAUGCCCAAACCGCCGACAAUCAUCCCCUCCUCCUUCGCUGGUACACCAAGAAAAGCGCCAACCCCAGUACUAGCAAUUCGCCAGCCGUCGUCUACAUUCACGGCGGCGGCAUGAUCCUUGGUUCCGUUUCCCACUGGGAGCACAUCGUCGCUCGCUAUGUCUCCGCCUCGGGCGUCCCAUUCCUCAGCGUCGAAUAUCGCUAUGCCCCUGACUAUCUACACCCGACCCCACUUGAGGAUGCAUUCUGUGGAUUAACAUGGCUCCGCGACCAUGCAUCUGAGCUGAACGUUGACCCAGCCCGCAUCGCCAUUAUGGGCGACAGUGCUGGAGGAGGCAUAGCUGCUGGCGUUGCCCUUCUUUCACGCGAUCGCCAUUUCAACCCCCCAAUCGCCAAGCAGAUACUUAUCUACCCUAUGCUCGACGACCGCACCAUCAUUCCUGAUCCUAACAUCGUCCCGUUUGCGACAUGGACCUACGAAGACAAUAAGACAGGCUGGGGAGCUCUCUUUGGGUCCGGCUCCGUUUUAGUCUCUCCCUACGCUGCUCCUGCGCGUAUGGUGGAUUUGGCCGGUCUUCCGCCAACGUAUAUUGAGGUUGGACAGCUGGAUAUAUUCCUCAAUGAGGAUAUUGAGUAUGCGCGGCGCCUGUCUGAAGUUGGGAUCGCUACCGAGCUGCAUGUGCACCCGGGAUGCCCUCACGCUUUUGAAGUGAUGCCGACAGAUACGGAUGUGGCAAAGAGGUCAUUUGCAGAUCGGAUCAGAGUGUUACAAAGUUUUUAA
Amorphotheca resinae ATCC 22711 is the source of this 960-nucleotide messenger RNA. RefSeq lists its product as hypothetical. NCBI's taxonomy places the organism in Eukaryota, Fungi, Ascomycota, Leotiomycetes, Helotiales, Amorphothecaceae. The coding region runs from base 1 to 960 and encodes 319 amino acids. The record is from RefSeq and is a predicted model, not a curated record. Gene Ontology annotation, molecular function: hydrolase activity. The transcript has a single exon.